This is a messenger RNA of Mytilus californianus (California mussel), 1735 nucleotides long. RefSeq names its product ubiquitin-conjugating enzyme E2 U-like. The transcript is spliced from 10 exons. The coding region runs from base 154 to 1143 and encodes 329 amino acids. Lineage: Eukaryota; Metazoa; Mollusca; Bivalvia; Mytilida; Mytilidae. The record is from RefSeq and is a predicted model, not a curated record.
AUCGGUCAUGCGCAGAUCGGUGGUUGUGAAGAUCAACGACAUGGAGGACAGAACAAAUUCGAGACGAUUUCUGCCAUAAAUGUGAAGAUUUCUGUUUAAAAAUGAGAAAAUAACUCUAUAGAAAAAGAAAAGACGGACUAGGUGAAACAGACAAUGUUUUCAAGAGCUCAUCUUUUGAUUGAGAGAGAAUAUGAGAAACUGCAGCAAUCCCCUCCAUGGGGAAUAGAAGCUUUACCAUUACAGAAUGACAGUUUAUUUGAAUGGGUAGCCAAGAUAAAAGGCUUAAAAGAUUCGUUAUGGGAAGGUGGAAUAUUUCGUGUAUACAUAAAAUUUGAUGAACAUUACAAUGUGAGACCUCCAGAUGUCUGUUUUCAUACCAUUCCAUUCCACCCUAAUGUUGACAUGAUCACAGGAAGACCUUGUAUAGAUUUCCUAGACGAUUAUUCAAAGUGGCAAGAGUCCUACAGUCUUUCAUUUAUAUUAAUAACAAUACAGAAUUUAUUAUCCAAUCCAAACCUGGACAGUCCUGUUAAUCCAGAGGCAUCAGAUAUGAUUAUACAUUCACCUCAUGCCUAUAGACAAAUGGUACUGGACUGUGUGGUCGCUAGUCAGCGUGUUGAAGCUGGUAUAACUCCUCAUUCAGAGUUGGAGUCAAGAGUAAGAUUUGCCACACCCACAGAAACUACUAAAGUAGCCACAGCUGCUUAUAAACCGUCCUCAUCAAAGAUAACUAGAUUGUCAUUUGACGAUUAUCAUUCAACAUGGAGUGGUAUAGCUACUUCUAAACCAGCACAAGAAUUGAAAAAUCCACUAUUAGAGAUGAUUAAAGAAAGUACAGUUUUACAGAAAGUACAUUUAGGUUUACCACAGGAAGAAAUAGAAGAACAGAUGAAACGACAAAUAGAAGAACAUUCUGCACUGAUGUAUGGUAAUUUCAAAACCAGACCUAAUGAAGAAGAUGAAAAAGCUGCCAAAUUAGCAAGAUUAAGUAGAAUGAAGAAAAUUUAUCUUCCUCCCAGAUUAUCACCAACACCAUCAACAGCUCCACCUCCAACAGGCAACAAAGAUGAACCCUGGGAAAAAGAAGUAGAAGAUCUUGUCACGUGGUCUUCAAAGCUAGAUACUGCUGCUCUUGAUGAAUAAACCAGUGUUCUUUUACUUUAAAAUUUGUCAACAAAGAACUAAAUAUUUGAUAUAUGAUCUCGUAGAAGAAUCUGUUGAAGGUUCAGACAUAUUUAUAUUUAUUUUUUAAACAUAACACUACAGAUGUAAACAAUAGAUAACUAAAACUUCAACAAGUAUCUGUGAACAGCACUUUAUCCAUAAUAUUUGUAGGACAAAGCAUGGUCUUUAACAAGUCUAGUUUAGAUAACAUUUUUUUGUUUUAUUUUUCUAGCACACUUAUUGUUAUUAAACAGAAGCAUGUUGUGUGUAGUGAAAAAUCUCUUUCCAUGAACGUAGGUCAAACUAUUCCAGUAAAUAUAUAAAAGAAGAAUGAUUUCUUUUUUGUUCUCUGAAUGAAUGUGUUUGUGUGUGAGAAUGUAUCGUGAUCACAUUUAAUUAUAUUUGUACAUAAAAAUACUAUAUUAAAAAAAACUGUGAUAAAUGAACCAUUUGUGUGAACCUAUUUACUGGUUUUAUUUCUAAUAUCUAUAAUGCAUUUACCUGAUUUAAAUCUUACUUCUGUUGUAUGAUUGCCUUACUAUUAUACUUUUGAUAAAUAUCAGUGACAGAU